Malaclemys terrapin pileata is the source of this 1934-nucleotide messenger RNA. It is a transcript of the gene CLIC3, whose product is annotated as chloride intracellular channel 3. NCBI's taxonomy places the organism in Eukaryota, Metazoa, Chordata, Testudines, Emydidae. The transcript is spliced from 7 exons. The coding region runs from base 1 to 879 and encodes 292 amino acids. The record is from RefSeq and is a predicted model, not a curated record.
AUGGCUUCUGGAGCCGCUAACGCAAAGGAACAGCCUGAGAGGAAUGCACUUGGAGGAGCUCAGGAAAAGGCGGGGCAGUACGUGACGGUGCUGUAUAAAGACGGCCUGCCUGAGCGUGUGUACUCAGAGCAACUCCUGCCUGUCCAGAGCAGUCGGCAAAGGAUGGCCGAGAGCUCCAAACUCCAGCUCUUCGUCAAGGCGAGCGACGAUGGGGAGAGCAUCGGGCACUGCCCCUUCUGCCAGCGCCUCUUCAUGAUUCUGCUGCUCAAGGGGAUCCCCUUUACUCUGACCACCGUGGAUAUGAAGAGGGCCCUGGAUGUGCUGAAGGAUUUUGCCCCAGGAGCCCAGCUGCCCGUGCUGCUGUAUAACGGGGAGCCCAAAACCGACACCAACAAGAUCGAGGAGUUCCUGGAGGAGACCCUGGGCCCCCCAAACUUCCCCAGUCUGGUUCCCCGGUACAAGGAGUCGAGCACGGCCGGGAACGACAUCUUCCACAAGUUCUCUGUGUUCAUCAAGAACUCGCUGCCGGCCCAGGAUGAGGUGCUACAGAAGAACCUGCUGAAGGCCCUCCUGAAGCUGGACCGGUACCUGAGCACCCCCCUGGAGUACGAGCUUGUCCGGGACCCCAGCCUCACCAUCUCCCACAGGAGGUUCCUGGACGGCGACCAGCUGACGCUGGCCGACUGCAGCCUGCUGCCCAAACUGAACAUUGUCCAUAUCGUGUGCAAACAUUACCGGCAGCUGGGGAUCCCCCAGGAGCUGCGCGGGGUCUGGCGCUAUCUGGACAGCGCCAGGGAGGCCAAGGAGUUCAAAUACAGCUGCCCCAACAGCGAGGAGAUCGUGCAGGCCUAUUGCACCGUGGUCAGGCCGCUCAAGUAGGCAGAGCCCGACGCUGCCUCUGCUCAGCCUGGCGCUGCCCUGCACCCACUGCUCAUGGUGCCAGUGCUGGAGAGGGGCCUGGGGCUGCCCUGCCCAGCCUGGUCCUUCUUCAUCUGGAGCCACUGCCCCUCUCGCCUCCCCUGGGCGCAGCAGCCUCAGGGCUAGGCCAGCUUGGACUCUUGGGGGGCAGAGGAAGCCAUGUCCCCUUUGCCAGUCAGGACACAGGACAGGAUGGGACCUCCUGGCUCCUCAAACCCAGUCGCCAUCCCCUUCCUGUACUUAUUGGGGGGAAGCUCGUUCAGCACCUCUUCCUCCCCUCCCCCCACGCCAUCCUCGUCUCUCUCCUGCCGCCAGAGCCUUCUCCUGGCAACCCAGCUAAUGCUCUCCUUUCAGCUUCUGCUCCACCGGCUGGGCUCAGCCAUGCUCUCUCCACAGGGGGCUGCUGGCUGGGCCCUGUCGGCACGAGCAGUUAGUCCAGCACUGGCUCAGGUCUGCCCCGCUUAGAGACAGGCCAGGCCAAGCCACCAGGGGAGAUGGAGGCCGGAGCACCCACUGCAGCCCUGGCAGCGGCCACCUGCCCCAGGAGACGAUCGUGUGGGACGUGGGGCUGGGCUGGUGCAGCCAUUGCAGAGAGCCAGUGUGGCCUCACCACAGCCUUUGACAAUCAGUGCAGGGCCCGGGAAGCCCUGCAUGGCUCGGCCGGGCUGCCAGUGCAGGACUCCGGGCUCCCGGCAGGCAAUGGCCUUUGGCCGUUACUCAGCCCCAUAGCCAGAAGGAGUUCAACCGGGAAUGAGUCUGUCCCCUCCCCAUUUGAUGGGGGAAGGGGGGGGACCUGUAUUAUGUCAGAGCAUUUAAAAAUCAAUAAAUAGGAAAGCAAAGAGGUGGUGAUGUCAUGAAUGAGCAGCCUGCUAUGGAGAUGGGGCAGGGCUUGAGGGCAGAUUCUCGCCCCCACCUACCCCAGCUCCGCUCAGCCACAGGGAGAGGGGAUGCCCGCACGGUGCUAGAUACAUCUCCGCCUCCACAACAGCCCUGCAGAGACUUCAGACCCCGCCCCG